AAGAAAAGUGAAAGGGAAAGUAGAGUGAGUGUGGUGGUAUCGUCGGUUGCAAAUAAAGGAACCCACACUCAAUCUUUUUGCUUUGGUUUCACUGUCUUCACACGGAAAUGUCACCACCGUACGCGGUUGCCGCAGCACUGUCCACACUCUCCAUUCUUCUUACACUCGUUUCCUCUCACUAUUCCUCCUCUUCCUCCGACUAUCCUCCCUCUCUGCAAGCUUCGCCGGAGUUCGCAGAGUGGCGAUCCGCGCACGCCACCUACUACGCCGCAGCGGAUCCCCGCGACGCCGUGGGAGGUGCGUGCGGCUAUGGUGACCUCGUCAAGGGCGGCUACGGCAUGGCCACAGUGGGCCUCAGCGAGACGCUGUUCGAGCGCGGCCAGAUCUGUGGCGCGUGCUUCGAGCUGCGCUGCGUGGACGACAACCGGUGGUGCAUUCCCGGCACAUCCAUCAUCGUCACGGCCACGAACUUCUGCGCCCCCAACUACGGAUUCACCUCCGACGGCGGUGGCCACUGUAACCCUCCCAACAAACACUUCGUUCUCCCCAUCGAAUCCUUUGAGAAGAUCGCCAUUUGGAAAGCCGGCAACAUGCCCGUACAGUACCGCAGGAUAAAGUGUAGGAAGGAAGGAGGGAUUCGAUUUACUGUUACUGGUUCUGGAAUCUUCAUUUCGGUGCUGAUCAGCAAUGUUGCUGGUCAUGGAGACAUAGUGGCUGUGAAGGUUAAAGGGUCAAGAACUGGUUGGCUUCCCAUGGGUCGGAAUUGGGGGCAAAUUUGGCAUGUAAAUGCAUUGCUGCAGAAUCAACCUCUUUCAUUCGAAGUUACUUCUAGUGAUGGCAAAACUCUUACAUCUUACAAUGUUGCUCCCAAGGAUUGGACCUUUGGACAAACCUUUGAAGGCAAGCAAUUUGAGACUUGAAAUUGAAAGCUCAUUGAAUUGUGAUCUUGUUUCAAGGGACCGUUCGCCUUCCACAAUUUUUUUUACCCCUAUAGUAGUUUUCUUUCUACAUUUUCAUUCUUUUGGCUUUGUAGAAGACUGUGUAGAUAGCAGCAGAUGAUUUGGUGGUUUGCAAGGUUGUCAAUGGGACGCUGUACCUUUUAGUUUAUUAUAUUAGGAAGUUUUGUAUGAAAAAAAAAAGAUAUAUACAUUCCUUGUUGCUCAACAUAAAAAACACUUGCAAUGUAAUUUUUGUAAGGCUAUCAUAAGACGUGUUAUCCUGCUACCUUAAAA
Vigna angularis (adzuki bean) is the source of this 1232-nucleotide messenger RNA. Its product is annotated as expansin-A13. The transcript has 2 exons. NCBI's taxonomy places the organism in Eukaryota, Viridiplantae, Streptophyta, Magnoliopsida, Fabales, Fabaceae. Gene Ontology annotation, biological process: plant-type cell wall organization. The record is from RefSeq and is a predicted model, not a curated record. Gene Ontology annotation, cellular component: extracellular region. The coding region runs from base 108 to 920 and encodes 270 amino acids.